GUUUAAUGAUAUGCUUUGCAUUGUAAACAAAAACGAAAAGUGUACAGCUCAUGUGUGAGGCUCUACAAUAACAUUAAGAAUAUUGUGAAGUGUUCCACAAUAAUUGAUUUACAAUGUGUAUACUGUGUGAAACUAAACACAUCUACAUGUACCUGCAAAACCACAUGGACCACGACAAAACAAAUUGCAACCUACUGGAAAUAACGGGAGGCGUGGCCGUCCCAGCAUGCUCAGCGCGGACCGCGCAAAGUCCGCAGUGGUGGCUGCGGGCAGCUAGCAGCGGGCGCUGGUCGCAGAAGACACCGCGCAGUCCUCUCCUCCAGCAUGCCAGACCUCCUGGACAGCGGGCUCUUCCCGCUACCCUCCAACUUCUCCAGGCGGCAGUGGCUCACGCUCAUCGUCAUCGGCAUCGCAGACUUCUGCAACGCCAUUUGCGUCUCGCUCCAAGCCCCCUUCUACCCGCACGAGGCAGAAAAGAAAGGAGCAACUGCUACGGAGUAUGGACUGGUCUUUGGUGUCUUCGAGUUGGUGGUUUUCAUUGUCAGUCCACUGUAUGGAAAACAUCUCAACAGGAUAGGACCAAAGUAUAUGUUCAAUGGUGGAAUUUUUACCACAGGCACAUGUGCUAUAUUAUUUGGCCUGCUGGACAAAGUCAACGGACACUAUCCAUUCAUUGUGCUGUCGUUUCUGAUUAGAAUAAUUGAAGCACUUGGAAAUGCUGCUUUUUUGACAGCAAGUUUUGCUAUAAUUGCCAAAGAAUUUCCAAACAAUGUUGCCACAACAUUUGCUUCACUGGAAACAUUCUUUGGUCUCGGUCUCAUUGUUGGACCAACUGUGGGAGGAGCUCUCUACCAGCUUGGAGGUUAUACAACUCCAUUUGCUGUGUUGGGAUCUGCUCUAUUCAUGUCAGCAGUGAUGACAGCAUUUGUACUACCAGGACACUCAGAUUCUCCUGUUGACGACAAACAUGAAGGUGGCCUGUUCCAAGUCUUGAAGAUACCAGGAGUUAUGCUCGCAGCUUCAAGCAUUGUUGUCACAUCAAUGAGCAUUGGCUUCUUACAAGCUACAUUGGAACCACAUCUCAGAAAUUUCAACCUCUCCCCUGUGAUUCUGGGGCUCAUGUUUGUCAUCAAUGGUGGUACUUAUGCACUAACUGCUCCUUGCUGGGGUUGGAUGUGUGAUCGUUUCCUGAUGCCUAAGAUUGCCACCAUCAUUGGAUGCCUUAUGAUAAUGGUUGGCUUCAGCAUGAUUGGCCCUGCUCCUUUCAUUCCAUGUGACACAAUUCUAUGGUUAUCAAUUCUGGGGCUUGUGUGUCAUGGCCUUGGGAUAGCUGCGCAACUGGUGGCAUCAUUCACAGAUGCUCUCAGAACAGCAAUAGCAUAUGGCUUUCCUAACAAUCUGGAAACUUAUGGCUUGAUAUCUGGAUUGUGGACUUCAACAUUUGCACUGGGAGCUUUUAUUGGUCCAUCUGCUGCCGGUAUUCUAUAUGACAGAGUAGGAUUUAAAAAUGCAACAAUGUUCAUUGUUGGACUUAAUCUUCUUGUAGGUAUUGUCGUACUGAUCUUUAUUUGCUUCACACGAAGAAGAUCACCCUACAAGGAAAUAACACCAACAGAUGAUCUGAAGAUGUACUCCAGUGCAGAGACAGGGUCAAACAUCAUCAGUAAUGGAACUGUUGUCAGAAACAAAGCAGUUGCUAUUGAACGACCACCAGGAAUGAAUGGCAUUAUUGCCUGUAACAGUUACAAAAAUAGGCAUGGAACCUGGCAUAUGAAAGACAGUGGUGCUGUUCUGAUAGGCCCUUACAGUUCAAGUUUUGGUGGGUCAGAAUCAAGAAAUCUUAUAGGGGGCAGACAUUGAACAUUUCUGCUGAAAAAUUAAAUUCUGAAGAAAAAUGUGUUGCCUACAGUGUUAAAUUUUACACCUGUAAAAGAACACCUAUCAGUAUUCUCAAAACACCCUUAAUGUCUUGUUAUAACUGUAAAGAAGAGUGUUCACAGUAAUAUGAUGGUAGCAACAUUAGGUCAAGCUCUACCCAUAAACAGUUACCUCUAUGCCUUCUCAUUGUAGACAGACUGACUGACAAUUCAGGAGGCCAUUUUGUGUCUUAACAUUUUAUUUAUUAAACUUUCUUAAACAUGACCACAAGUUAAAUAAAACUAGUUCAUACAUGUUCCUCACUUUUAGAAUAAUUUUUGUGUGUGUCUCACUCUUAUUUAGCAAUCUGUAACUGCACAAAUGGGAAUGUAUUUUGUAUAUAUUGAUUACAUUAGUGUGGAUGGAGCAAAUAAUUGUACAUACUGACUAAGAAUGAGUGUGAUAACUUCUGAUCUGCAUUUUUGAAAAAUAAUACUGUAGUCCAUCACUAAAUAAGAAUGGGACACACACCAAAGUGAAAAUGUAAAGAAUAAAAACAAUGUGUGACUGGAAA
Molecule: messenger RNA, 2431 nt
Organism: Schistocerca gregaria
Lineage: Eukaryota; Metazoa; Arthropoda; Insecta; Orthoptera; Acrididae
Product: MFS-type transporter SLC18B1-like
Exons: 12
Coding region: 325-1860 (511 amino acids)
Biological process (GO): transmembrane transport
Molecular function (GO): transmembrane transporter activity
Source: RefSeq, a predicted model, not a curated record